GUGUACAUGACGUCGGCCAGCACGCGACAGCCGAGCCGACUCAAUCAUUUGAAGUUGAACCUUGUUGUGUUGUGGCCAGUGAACACGGCUGACUGGUCUGAGGGUGACGGAUAUACGAAGACUGGCAAAUAAAUACUCAAGAUGUCAGAUUUGGCGUCCCCAAGGUCGCCUGGAUCUGGCGACUUUCCCCAUGACGAAUUUGACUACGAUGACGACAACGAUGCAGAUUUUGAAGACUCCCGAGAUUAUGACGACAGAGAGAGUGACGACGGUAUGGGACCGUUUAUCCGGCAUCUCGGUAUCCGGAACGGUCCAAAAACCAGCUAUAUUCUGGAACAUAUUCCCGGGCCAAGCAGGGAUAUUUCCAACCGUUCCCCACCUGCGAGCUAUACUGACUUGGGAAGUGAAGGAGAAACAAGAGGGAAAGAAGAAUAUGCUGGUAUUAAGGAACAGAUGUACCAGGACAAGCUCGCUCAACUAAAAAAACAACUGCAGCAGUUGCGUGACAGCAGUCAUCCAGAAUACAACAAGAAACUAAAGAAGAUUGAUGCAGCUUACAAAGAAAGACUAAGACUCAAUGAUUUAUGGCGUGAAAUCGAGACGGAAUGGGUGGAACGUGACUAUUUGGCUGAGAAGAGAUUGGCCGCUCGAGAAUUCGAAGAAAAGAAGAGAGAACUUAAAGAAAAUUUGUUGAUAGAACUUGAAGAGAAAAAGAAGAUCAUAGAGCAGGAAAGAUACACACUUGAGCUUACCGGGGAUUCAAUGGAGUAUAAACCAGUCUCAACUCGAAAGUUACGUCGACGAGGAAAUGAACCUGCACCAAUUAUAGAGAAACGCCGCAAGCCAGUGUCAACAACUCUGCAGCUCUUGCUUGAUGAAAGGGAGAUGGAUGAUGAUUUAAAACUCAUCAACAAGAGCAAGCUGAUGAAUAUGAAAAAAAAUACAACUUCGGUAACACCAGCAGAUCCCAUUGGCAAUGAACCAAAAAUUGAAAAUGGAAAAUUGUAUUUUGACAAAAAGUGGUUUCAUAAAGGGCAGGCAGUAAUGAUUGAAUGUAAGGAUGGUACACGGUUUAAUGCUGUCCUCACUGUCGCAGGAGCUGACGUGAUUAUGGUAAGAAAAGUACCUGAUAACAUACGUCUAAAGAUCACCCUUGCUCAACUGGCUCAUGGUAAAUAUCUCGUCCGACGCCGCAGUUCAGCGUGACCAAGGGACAAGAAACUCUUUUAUGCUCUUGAAAACCAAAUUAAUGUCAGUCCCCACCAUAUUAAGAAAAUGCUUUUUUGUAAUUUGCCAUAAAGUGAUUGUGUUGCUCACAGACACUUUCUCCAGGUGUUCUACUAACAAUUGUACUAUACAAUAAAAUUUUGAUGUUAAAAAAUA
This is a messenger RNA of Homarus americanus (American lobster), 1383 nucleotides long. RefSeq names its product sin3 histone deacetylase corepressor complex component SDS3-like. Gene Ontology annotation, molecular function: histone deacetylase binding. NCBI's taxonomy places the organism in Eukaryota, Metazoa, Arthropoda, Malacostraca, Decapoda, Nephropidae. Bases 142 to 1206 code for a protein of 354 amino acids. The transcript has 9 exons. Gene Ontology annotation, cellular component: Sin3-type complex. The record is from RefSeq and is a predicted model, not a curated record. Gene Ontology annotation, biological process: negative regulation of transcription by RNA polymerase II.